Plenodomus lingam JN3 is the source of this 975-nucleotide messenger RNA. RefSeq lists its product as uncharacterized. The record is from RefSeq and is a predicted model, not a curated record. Lineage: Eukaryota; Fungi; Ascomycota; Dothideomycetes; Pleosporales; Leptosphaeriaceae.
AUGUCUCCUUCCGUUCUUUACAUCGCAGGCCUGCUUGCAAGUGCCAAUGCCUACACUGUUAUCAAUGCUGCCUCUCCCUUCAUGCAGAAGAACAUUGAUCCCAUUGUCUAUCCUGGUUCGUUCACCAAGUCCCAUCUCCACUCUUUCUAUGGAUCAGAUGCCAUCACUGCCACCACCAAUACCAGCGCCGAACUCUCCAAAGGAUGCACCAACAUGGAAAACCCCAAUGAUCUCUCCACCUACUGGGUCCCUACCGUACUAUACACCAAGGACGGCGGCAAGACAUUUGACCCCGUACCACUAUCACGUUUCAGCGCCUACUACAACUUGGGUGAGACCCCUGCCGAAGUCGCCAUCCCGCAAGACGUGAAAAUGGUCGCUGGUGUCGCUUCCGCCAAAACACAAGCAGCCAUGGAUCCCAACGCAAAAGCCGAAUGGUUCUGCGAAGGUGGACCCGAAAGCCCGCUCGACGCCAACGGAUUCCCCAGCAAAACAUGCAACAUCCAUCUCCAGCAGCUUCUCUACUUCCCCCAGUGCGUCAACACCGAGACCCUCGAGACGGGCUACAAGUCGCGCGACCAUGGAACCCCAAAUCGGUGUCCCCCAGGAAUGAAAUCCAUGCCUCAGCUACGCUUCUCCAUUCGCUACGACCUCCGCAAGGUGCUGCCCAGCGGUUGGUCGGGAGAGGCACCUAUCAAACUGGCAUCUGGGCCUGCUUGGUCUUCCCAUGGUGAUUUCAUCAAUGGAUGGACUGAGGAGACGGCGCAGAAUAUGCUUGCUACGACCAAGGAGAAGCAGCACUUUGCUCCAGUUGAUGGGAAGCUUGGAGGCUUCAAGUCGGGCCCGACUUGCAAGUCGAAGGAUGCGGAUCCAAGUCAUGGUGUUAGUACGUAUGCGGAGAGUGUGGCGGCCAUGGCUAAGCGAAGUGUCGACGCUUGGGGUUGGGCUUCUCGCUCCAGGAUGGCGACCGUUUGA